Messenger RNA from Toxoplasma gondii ME49, 5790 nucleotides. RefSeq lists its product as hypothetical. The coding region runs from base 1293 to 3344 and encodes 683 amino acids. Lineage: Eukaryota; Apicomplexa; Conoidasida; Eucoccidiorida; Sarcocystidae. The record is from RefSeq and is a predicted model, not a curated record. The transcript is spliced from 8 exons.
AUAGGCCUUCUGGACAACUUGUGGUUGCGACGACGAUUUGGUUCUUUUCUAACCUCCUAAGGUUCUCUGGAUGUUUGGUAUCUCGAUACUGCUGAACGUGAGUUUACGUCUGGUUGCACGAGUUUGAGGCAGGGCCCCUUAGAUGACCCCGUUAUGCUUUCGGUAGGUGUUCGCAACUGCAUGCGGCAAAAACGUGCCGACUCCGGAGGAAUCCAGUGGAGUUCAACAAUUUCUAUGUUGGUUGCCGGACACAGAAAAGCGACUUUGGUCUAAUAAGGAGCGUCUGCCUGUUUUGGUGUCGCCGCCUUUGUGGGACCUUCUGUGCUCCGGAGAUCGAGCACACUGAAUGCCGGCUAAGGCUUGUUUGCCAGUCUGCCUGUUCUGUAUCUGACGUCUUUGAUACAUCUGCGGCCGAAACGCUUUGCAGCGAAUCGGAUCUCUAUGAACCUUCCCUUGUGAAAUAUACCUACUUCCAUCCAACUUCGGCCACUUCCAGAUCGCACCUCCGCACCCGCGCUCUGGUGCUCACUGGCCAAGAGAACGGAACGGCGUUAUAUCGCGUGCCUGGGAGGGACAUCAAGUCGCAUUCGUAGCAACAACAACAACAUACAGAGUCUGCAAACACGCUGAAUGUAUGGUUGCCUCGUCGUUCUCAUGAUUUUGAGCUCUGAAUGAACUUAUAUUCCGCGUUCAGGUGCCCUAACACUAGGUCGCAGUAUAUUCGGACUGCUCAGUCCGCGUGUCUGUUGCUUUAGCGUGUUCGCUAGCGUUAACAAGGCAGUCAGAAAAUUUCCUGCGGGUCAAUGUAACUACAUAAUAACGUGCAACAGUGUAGUAACGAGAGGCUUCAUCUGAUGCUCAUUUGUAUGGUGUCCGACUGGGCGAAAGGCCCAAACUAUGCGUUUUGUGUUCGUUGCCGCCGGUAACUCCAUAGUAGUGGAAAUAAUACUGUAGUGCCCUGUCACUAGGCACAACUCGUGUACUGUUUGUGUGGGUUGUUUCUCGGGCGUAGCGCUGUUGCAACUGCUUAACAGCGACGGGUCGCUCGCUUCCGUCUUGGGUGGUCCGGCGUUGUGACUGGACCAGGGUGCUGCGCGGCGGCUCCUUUCGCUUUUGUGCCUUUUUGUUAUUGUGAUUGACGACAGUCUCCAGUAAUAGAGAGCAAGACUAUGAGGCCAUCGAGACUGGUCUGCCGCGAGUGGCAAUCCUUCUUUCAGUAAAGGCAUCGUGUUCUUCAUUCACUGCCACAGGCUUUAUGUCAAGAAUUUGAAGGGAGGCUUUUUCUAAGAGGAAUGUCUGCCCAGGGUCAGCAGGGUGUCCGGUCAACAGUAGCGGCUGGCAAGAACCGCUUCUGGCAACCGGCACCUAUCACCGUUCUGCUUGUUCUUUCAUCAUCAUUUCUCUUCGCGUUCGCGGCUAAUACCCCACAGAACAGUUCGACGACGGGGCAGAGCACGCCUAGUGAUGACCAUGGCGUGUCAACAGAACAUAUCCACGAUGCCGUCACGGUAGAUGCGGCUGAACACGCUGGAGAGGAUGAGAUGACAGCUUGUUCACCGGAGGCGGCUCGCGUAAUCGAAGCACGCGUGGCGACGCUGAAGGCGGAGACUGAGGCUGCGGUCGCGGAAGUGCGCAGAACAGAAGCCAUGCAAAGAGAGUUGUUCGGUCGUCUCAACGCGAAAGUGCGCGCAAUGAAUGACCGCCUCGAUGAGCUUUCUGACGCGCAGAAAAGCCUAGCGAAGCGCCUGGAAACCACAGGUCAGCUGCUUAUUGCGGAUCGUGAAGAACAAGCAAAACGGUUCACAACCGAUGUCGAAACGUACAUUAUCGAGUCGGGGCUGAAGAAGGCCGUCUUUCAGCAACGUGAAAUUGCCGCCAAACUACAGACUCUUGCCGAGUCAAACCAGAAAAGUAAGCAGGCUUUAGAUGCUUUGCUUCAGCAUGUGGACGACGAAAAGGAGCAAACGAAGCAGUGGAUAUCAACGGUCGUUCGCGACCUGGAGAAGUAUGUCGAGGCACGCACUCAAACCACGCUCGAGAGUCUCCAGAGGGACGCGCAGGAGCACGCGAACUUUAUGCAGCAGCAGCUGAAUGACAUGAAACUGGAUCACUUGCUUCUACUGCAAGCUGUCAGCAGCGCAGAGACGCAGCUGAAUGAACGCGGGAUUGCCGGGGUAGACAUUUCCCAGCUGGACGAGUCAGCGUCCUUCGAGAGGAUGAUGACGACGUUCGAGAAGGUCCUGAAGGAACAGCUCAAGGGGAAAUUUGUGUUGCCGAUCUUCGUCGUGACGCAGUGCCCGGACUCCAUGGAGAGAGUGGCGUUCAUGAAUACCUACCUGGUGCCAUCGAAACGCAACUUUCGCGCCGUGUUUCAAGCUUUGGGACAUACACCUCAAGCCUCUGCUGUUGUCAUCCGGAUUGAGUCAGUUAUGGUUGAGGCUUGGAUGGAGGUGAAUGGAAAAGUGACAGGCAUGCAGUACCUCACGCCUCCUGCUCACGAGGCGUUGACCGUGACCACCAAGGAUCGGUUCGGCUUCGAAUUUCUCAGGCGCGUGAGAGAGCUUGAAACAGGGGAUUUUAAGGCUGAUCCACACGGACGCAGCGUCGUUAUUGCGUUUGUGGGGAAUCGGAAGGGGCGUAUUGGAGGACUGCCGCUGACAGAUGUAACCGAGUUCAACAAGUUCCAAGCCCUGCGUACCCUGGCAACCAUGCAUUCCUCUCCGAUAAAGGAAACAAAUAAUCUUUGGCAAAUCAUGAAGACGGAGGUGGAUAUAGUAGCCACCUUCGCAGCCAUGCCACGAGUUGAAGUUGGCGGGAGUUCACUACGCAUUUACCAAGGAAUCGCGCCGGAGCCGAGGCUGCCCGCAUCUCCGUUUUGCAGAAACGCGUUCACGCUCAUCCGAAUAGAGGUCGCAAAAUCCCCCCGUGGGAAGCAAGAAUACGUCUAUCCUAAGGCGUCACUGCUGAAGAAGGUGUUCGACAUCCUUGUAUCUACGAACACAUCGCAGGAUUCAGGCGGUGAUGGUAGCUUUGCCGUCAUCAGGGCAAACGUUAGCAAUGCUGGUUGGCUGCAGUCUAAGCUCUAUGCUACGGCAGACCGAAUGGCAGUCGAAAUCCAUCGUCCCGUCCCUGGGACAGCUCCUCCCUCGUUCUCCAGUGAGGAUGUUGCGGGGGAACACCGUGCCAAUAGUAUGGCUGCGGUUGUAGACCAAAUACGAAAACAAAUGACCGAUGUCGUCCUUCCCAAUAUUGAUCCUGAGGACAGCACCUCUCGUAGGCAGGUGCUUGUACACAUUUGCGAAAUCGGCGUUACCUGCAACUCGGAUCGCCACCCGGAGGCCUGAAGGGGUGUUCUGCUGGGACCUGCACUUACCGGUGUUGUGAAUGUCAAGUCCUAUGUUCCAGUUUUGUCUUGACAGGCCGAACGAAUCGUAGAUGGUUCGGGGGGGCACGAAAGGCACGCCUGUUGUAAAGGAUGGCUGCUGCGAAGCAGCUGCCACUGUUGCGAGACGCGGUUCUGAUCCGUCAACAGGGCGCAGCCGGGAAAAGGAAGUGCAUUCCCAUAUUGACAGGCAGAGCCGAUAGUCGACCCAUACAAAUGUAGUUUCACCAGAAUAUUCUUUUUUAUGGGGACAGUGUUUUGCUGUGUGAAACGGGUGUCUGUGGGGGUCGAAUUGACUGAGCAAGCUUCCUCAGGGUGCAAAACUAAGCAUUUGUCUAUCACCGUCGUUGCCAGUUGAGAAAAUGAGAAGCGAGUGGAACGGUGCAAUAUUGUCAUUUAUGAUCAGGUGAAGGGAAACGAUGUGUCACGUUGAGAGAUAUAACGUUGUGGAGAGAAGGAGAGUGUCGCUGGAGCUAUGUGAGUGUUGAAACUAGAAGACUGAGGCAACGGGGGAGUAUCGGGAGUGCCGGCGGUACUGAAUCUCAGUACUUGCGUAUUUCUUCUGUUUAGCGGUAGAGUUUACUACAUCAAUAUUUCUUCCUUCCGGCAAACCGGUCAUUCAUUCCGUUAUUGAAGUGACGAACUAUGUGUGGAAGAUUCGCCACGUCGCUGCCUCCUGUAGACAUAGGCCUCUAGUCCGCUACCGUGAACUCAUUUCAGAGGCGUUUCUCCCGCAACAUUAUUUCCUAUAGCGUAGUGUAAGGCCCGCCCGCAGUCGACUCCAAGCACAUGCACACUUUUUUAUUCCGUUGUCUCGUAGGCUGGUAGCAUUCCAGGAUGCUAUUACACGCGCUUCGAUCGGCUCUGUAGAUAAAACAAUCCAAAGAUCUAAAACAUAACGCAUCUGGUGUGUUCCUAUCGUGUUCGACCCAUUCACCGAUGUGUAACGGCGCAAGUAGCCACAGUUAGGCAGGUGCGAACUAUCACCACGAACGAUAUCUGUACUACUGGUAACGGGACCUUGUGACUGUUGCAAAUUGACUGGAGGUCACUUCCCUAGUUCCCGCCGCGCAACAAUGUCCUUAUAUAUUACCAGGAGGGGCUGCGCUCUCCAACAUCUUUUCUGCUGGCGAAGUUUCCUGAGGAACACCACACGUUUGGCUGAAGCAAAAUCGUUGCUCGUGUCUUGUCAUCAGGAAAUCUGAGAGCAUUAGGGGUUGUCCUGGGAGAUCGGUUUCGACGCUUGCCUCACUACGCGCGACUCUCUAGGCGGCCACGAUGCUUGUAUCCGGGCCUGUGAAUCUCCUCCGACAGAGUCAGGGAGGGAGGGAACGGCCGUUGCUUCGUCAGCAUAACAUUCGGACUCCCAGUCAAACCAUCGAUUGCCGUAGCCGCCGUCUUGAAGAUGCCUCCUUGAUGCGUAUUUAGGUAACAGACCGUGGUGUCGCGUGUCAUGAAUGUUCACGCGACGCGGUUGGUUGCUGCAAUUCUUGCCUCGCCGUUGAGUUCCUCUUCGUCGACACGACCGAGGAAGGAUGGAACAAGAGCUUGUAGGUUAGAGGCACUCACGUCAGGAGACGCAAGCACCAGCCGACAAGAGCGAACCAGAGCGUGCCCGCCAGUUGCGAGCGCCACGGCGGUUUGCUCUAGCGCAGAGAGAGCGAGUGGCAGUUUUGCGUUGGUUGUUGUUCGACACCGUCUUGAUGUCUGCAUCACGGCGGCGAACUACGAUGCUUCCGGAUGACAGAGUAGAUGUCCGAGGGAGGUGUUCCACCUCCAGCAGAAGUAUUUUUUAGCUCAAGAGGCGAGUCUCGACCUGAGGCCACAGGACUUCGCCAUUCAUUGAGUCGUACGAAAACAAAGACACAACGAUGAGUCAGUAUAUCUAGGUUCCAUCAGAUCUUAGUCGCCUGUCGGAAUAGAAGUAAGCUUAAUUGCAGAAGGGUGAAAAUUGAUUGACCAACCUUUCACGCGACAUUGUCUGCAACUUGCAGACCUCGAUUUUCACUAUACUACUACCUUCUGUUAUCUAGAUGCUAAUCAACACCGACCAGACAGGCAGUGUGAGUGUCCUGUUAGAAAAUCAUCUCGACUGGCUCCUUGUUUUCGCCCCUGCUGUAGUGGACGUUCUAAUCAUAAACGAGGAAGUACUGGUCUUUCCUAGCUGAGACAAUUUCUGUUGAAGUUUACCACGCAUAUUAUAUAAACAUAUAUGUAUCGUUGCUACGUACACGAAACUGUAUGCAUGCUGGCAAAAGCCUUCCAGGGCAUGCCUGCUGAAGCGCCCACUAAACCGUGUUUUGGUGACUCUCGCUCUAACUUGUAACUGCUUGCACUUACCCCGCGACCGUUUGGUACAGUGAAGGAAAUAUGCAACCGAAUCUUCGAAUGGCGCGACUGACUCGUUG